This is a messenger RNA of Frankliniella occidentalis (western flower thrips), 2509 nucleotides long. RefSeq lists its product as uncharacterized. Lineage: Eukaryota; Metazoa; Arthropoda; Insecta; Thysanoptera; Thripidae. Gene Ontology annotation, cellular component: membrane. The record is from RefSeq and is a predicted model, not a curated record. The coding region runs from base 1256 to 2383 and encodes 375 amino acids. The transcript has 8 exons. Gene Ontology annotation, biological process: sensory perception of taste.
CAAUGUCGGGUUGCAAUCGGCCACUUGAUAUGCGUCUCGUAGUAUAGUGGGCAUGGCGCAAUCCGAGAGACGGUCCUUGAGACGCGCGAAUAAAAAAACGCAACAUAAUCUUUUGGAGUGAAGAGUCAGAGACAGUUGUGAGAAAAUCCCACACUCCAAUACGGCUUACGAGAGGGGCUUUGCGCCAUCUCGAACUGCGCGAGAGAAAUUCUGAGAUUGUGUGCGGAAUCAUCAUUGCGUAUGUACCGGGACGGUUUCGCUUUCUCAUGUCCUCAUGCCACAGGUGGAGGACCGCCCCAGUGGACACUCGCACUUUGGAGGGGGCAAGUAUGUCUACGUAUUUAGUCAAAUUACUACCAGUUGUGAACUAGUCGCCCUUCUAUGGAUGGUUGCCGCUACGUGUCAGCCGCACGCGAGGAACUAUUGUCACAGCUGGCCCUGCAAUAGCCGCAGGUCCGGCUGACAGGGGGCGGUGACCCGGGGGUUGCUUACUUACAGGGGUUUACUGGACACAGAUUGCCUACCUUUCAGGCGGCUCACUAGAGCCGAUGGGGGGGACCCCCCCCCCCCCCUCGCCUGAGCAGCACACUAUAGAGUAAGCAAGGUGGGCAGUUCUCUUUCGAGUACCGUAUGGUGAUCCAGCAAGGCCGUCGUACUCGUCGCACUCAUAGUCCAGGCGGGCAUCAACGGUAGCGCUAUGAAAUCUGUAUCGGUAUUUUUUAAAGUUUCUUGAGGAAUCGACACUCCUGCUUGUAUGCCGUACAAUAUUAAUACAAAAAGUGCGCGCGGUAAAGGGACAAUUCAAAGCCAUACACGGUGGGUUUUCUUUGAGUCAGCGUUGACAUGCAUUAGACCUCCCACUUGGCAAGAGUAAAACUUCCUUCUUGUACAAUGAAUGUGUGUCUUAAGUGAUAAUCACGGUGAGAGAGAAGGAGUGUUCUCGUUGUUUGCUUCUUCGAUCGCCGCGCUGAGUCGGCCGCCCGCCGCACGCGGGUGGCCUACGGCCGCCAGUCGUCGCUCGAGGCCAUGGCGCGGUCGAGGCUCCUACAUUCGUACCACGCUGUUCGCCGUUGUGAUUUCCAGUUGCCAGGUAUUUUCGUUUGACUGAGGAAAUGCAUUCUUUACGAAUACAAAUUCACUUAAAUGAUUUGUAGUUGUGCAUCGGACCAUCGCUGGCCGCGCAGAUGUGCGUUGCGGUUCCUGGUGCCCUGAAGCCUGAAGCGCUGGCUGUGCGUUGUAGCUCGCGCCGCACUCCAUGGGCAGCACGGCCACGGCGUGGCAGCGGGUGGCGGUGCUGAGCGAGAAGGGGCUGGGCGUCCUGGCGACGUGGGUGGGCGUGCUGCCCGCGAGCGGCUGGCCCACGGCCCCGCGGCCCUGGGCCGCCUGGGCGGCCUACGGCUACGGGCUGGCCGUGACGGUGCUGUUUGAGUUGAACACAUCCUAUCACGAAUUUCAAUGGAAGAAAGGUUUUUCAGCAGGCGCCGUGGUUUUCUUUGUCGCGGCAAGGUUAAUCAUAGUGCUCUCGUCUAUAACAGGAAGAGCUGCACUGUCCGACCUUCAAAGGUGCUUGCUGCUGUACUGCCGCGCUCACCCCCCGUCGGUGCUCGGCUACCGCGCGAUCGUGGCCCUGGUGAUGGUCGCGGUCGUGUUCCUGGCGGUCGUGUUCUGCCUGCUGGACGCCAACAACAACGCCUGGAACGUCGAGAAGGUGAUGCAGAUGGCCGUGGGCGUGCAGUGGUGCUCGGCCUACUCGCUCACGCUCAUGCCCAAAGCCGUGAUCGGCUCGCUGGCCAGCGACCUGCGGCAGGAGUGCAGUCGGCUGGCGGCCGAGGCGGAGUCGCCCGGUCGAUCGUGUUCACACUCCAGUUUGAUGUGCAAGUGGCGGAGCGCCCGGCUGAGGCAACAGCACCUGCACGACAUGAGUGCCGCUACCACGGCCGUGUUCCAGUGGCGCCUGCUCGCCCUCCUGGCCACCACCAUCCUCUACGGCAACCUGCAGAUGUCGGACUAUUUUGCAAAGUGGAUAAUUUGUUCCGCAAAGACUCGGCCUAAUGUGUACCGACAGAUUUCCCAGGUGCUCGACGCUCUGUGCCAUUCCGUGUGCUGCAUCAUCAUGUUUGUCGUGUACCGGUGGGAGAGCAACGAGGGGGAAAAGAUUUGCUACACGUUAAUGGGGCACCAAGCAGCAUUAGCGAAGAACUCCAAAAAUACUCAAUCAGGCGAUCUGCGUGAGGUCUGUCUGUUUAUAAACCAAAUACGAUGUCAGAAGAACUCAAGCAACAUGAUGUGGCUCUUCGAUCUCGACUACUCGAACAUGAUGCGAAUCGUAUCCGCGUCUCUCUCCUACCUGGUCGUGAUGCUCCAAUUUCAAGUUUUAUUUUAAGCUUGACAAUCCUGAAGCAAAGAGUAACACAAUGGAUGUUUGAAAGUGGGUGCGGGACAGCUGGCUGGGGACGCAAGUGAGAAACAAGUCAAGUGUAUUCCUUGGCUGGAUUUAUUUUAACAUUUA